AAUAACUCCACUAAUUACCUGUAUAUCACAUUCUUGAUGCUAUUCAUGCUUCAAUAACAAUACUUCAAAUUUAACAAUUUACCAAAUUCACCAAAUCAUUCCCGCGCUUAAAUCUGAUAUGCAUAUCAUGUGAUAAGGGGAUUUUUUUAACUUAGUUAAAUAUAGAAAGGAAUGCUUACUCAAUCGAACAACCGAAGCAUAGCAGUUAACAAAGCCAUGUGCAGUAAGUCAUUUAGUGGGGACAUUUAAAACAUGCGCUUCAUUAUAAUCGUUAUGGGACAAUAUAUGUGUAUGGUACAUAUAAUUGAGUGAUUCCUACCUGCACUUUGUUCUAGAGUAAGGCAUGAGUACUGCAAAAAAAUAAGCUAGAAAAAUCUGUAUUCGUAAUCAUAAACCUCAAAUGGCUGAAGCACGAAUGGAGUAUAAACAAAUAUUGGACAUCCUCCUAAAUAUUCGAGGGAAGGUGGACACUAUUGAAAAGGAGGUGCAUUUACAGAACAAGCAGCAUGUGGAUAGUAUCAGGAAAAUAAAUGAGAGACAAGACUGUAUAGAGAGAAAGCUGGAGGAAAUAAAAAUGCCAGGUGUGUGUUCUAACGCAAACAGAAGCCUGCAUCCAACAGAACAUUGCCAAAGUAAAACUGAAACUUUAAACAGAUCACCGCCUAUGCCAACAAAAGGAAAGUCAUCUAGUGAACACAUGUCUGCAUGGGGGAAAGAUAACUUUAUCAAUCAGGUACGGGCAGAAAUUCACCAGCUGGGAGGUAACAAGGAGAUUAAAACAGGACUGACCAAGUCGGCGUCCUUCAAUGAUCCAUCUACAAAACCGUUGAAAAAACCUGUGAGAAAUGUUGUUUCAGAUCCACUUCCUAAAGAUGCAAAAGAAAAGUAUGAGCAGUUUCAGCGAGAAUGUCUCUCAAAGGCAAUACAAUGGAAUAUGUGUGGUAUAAUUGAAAGUUGCAAAGCCCACAAGAAAAUAACAUUGCCUGAAUGGAUCAAGCCUGAUGAUGCUAGACGUAUUAAUUACAAUAAUAGGCGAAAGAAGAAUAACUUAAGAAAAUUUCUAUGCUUGCUGGUAGAACAAGAUUUCGACAUUAUGCAGAACUGGUUGUGUACAUACGAAGAACUUUCUCAAGAUAUUCAAGAAAAUGUAUGGAGAACAUUCGGGGAAUUUUUUUACCUUGACCCAAUUAAAACAAAAUUAUGCUGCCUAAGAUGCAGACUUGUAGCGAAUACAUGUGUAACAAAUGCAGCUGAUCAGUUAAAGAGUGCAGAUAUAUUGUCCGAUGAACUUUAUAAUCAAGUUAUAGAUACAGACAAGAAAGCAGGCUGCCAGGAAAAUCUAUGGGCACAAGUGAUUCAAGAAUGUUUGGAAUACGGGAGAAUGCAAAAUGUUAUAUGCGUAUUUAAAGUUGUAUUUUCUGAGCUUGUUACAAACACGCAAGGAAGAGAGAAGAUGGAAUAUCAAGCCAUUUUGGAAGAUAUUGAUCGUUAUGAUGGAACGGUAGACGAUGUACUUUACUGUCAAUGCCAUGAGCUGUGUCUAAAGUCACUACAUCCUCUCUCGUGCGUAAAAACCUACUCAGCUGUUGCCAUGUAUAUGCCCCCACCUGCUACAAGAAAACAUAAGCAGUAUGAACAUCAGACACACACCACUGAAAGGCCAAAAGAGCAGCUCUCAACAAUCGAAGACAUAUCUGGAUCAUUUGCAAGCAGAUAUCCACAAGGGGGCACUGGACAGUUAAGGAAAGAUCCAUUGGAUAGUACAACAACGUCUGAAUCGUCGAUAUCUUCCCAAAGCUCCGAAUCCAAUGCCAGCAUUAACUGUCCGGGUAGUGGAGAAUGCUCUACAGAAGAUGAUAGGGUACGAAAUAAACCAAUAACUGCGGUUACACGUUCAUCAGUUCAGGAACACAAGCAUACAGUUCAAAGACAAACUGCGGUUACACGUUCAUCAGUUCAGGAACACAAGCAUAUAGUUCAAAGACAAAGGAGCAGGUCCUCCAAAAAGCGACAAAAUCUAGAAGAAAAACGUCAAAAAGAAGCUACAGUCAGUAUUGAGAACAUAGAAGAUAAUAAGCCAAAUGCAAACAAGGUCACGUUUCCAGCGACUUGUUGGACUGAUUUAAAGGGCCGUAAAAGUGUACAAAUAACCACGAAUAACUUCUACCAGAAAAUAGAAAACAAACCACAUCACAUACGUGCAAGUAAUGUCUUUGUAAAAAGUGUAAUUCAAAAGCACGGGCAAGAUUCCGAUGACAAUGAUGAAUUUACUGUCUAAAUGUAGUUAUUAGUUUCUCCAUUACAACUGCUGUUACAACUCCAGCAGCACAACAGAUGUAAUGUCCGACUCUCCAAUGAACAUAAUAACUAAAUAAUACAUGAAAACUGGGACCAAUAACAAAUAAUACUACUCCCAGAUGAAAAUGAAAACGAGUUAAAAUACAAUCAAAAUGUAAAGGUAGAUAACAAAUGCUUUUUGUUUUGGAAUUUAAAACGUUUUCUUAUUUUCGGUAUCAAAAGAAAAAUGAUAUAAAAUACCUCCUUCAAAGUCACGAGGUUUUAAUUCAGCAAUCGGGCCAAUGAGUCAUAAUAUGAUAGUUUUAUCACAUAUCAGCAUAUUAUGAGUGCAAUUAAUUGUUUCAUAAAAAAUCUUUUAAGUUUUUAAGAGACACAACUAUACUAUAUUUCUAUGACACAAGCUAUACUAUGGGUUUAGCGGUGGCUACUAUUUUGUUAUUUAUACACUGACCUAAGUGGUUGAUAAGUUAUUUCAUGAAUUAUAAUCAUAUAUCAAACUUUAAAAUUUGUUUUGUCUCAUAAAUUAUAUUUAUUUGCAAAGGUUUACAGAAAUAUGUCCAUAUUUAUGAUCUCAUGAAGUGAUUUAGUGGUAUCUAAAUGCAACAAAUUCAAUGCUGUGUAGAAAUGUUAACCAUGACAUAUUUUUUGUUUUCAAUUAAAAUAAAAUUUAAAUUAAAAUCAUUAUAAAAGUGUUUUUCAUGAAAUAUAUGUGAAACAUUAAUUUAUAUUCACAUACAGAUAUAAAGCCAUUUAUUGUUUGAUCAAAUAAUAUUUGUUUCAAGUCAACUUAGUUGUAAAAAUAAAUUUUAUAGUGUAGUAUAAAGGCUUGAUACUCCACUAUUGUGUUCAAACUCUUUGUUUUAUUGCCAUGAUUAUAUCAGCAUUAUAUUUAAAUUUGUUGUGUGAUAUUAAAGUCUAAUUUUGAAAACAUAUCAUGUAUUAAAUUAAGUAUUUUGUCUCCCUGAGGUAUGUACAUUUACCUGUUCACUUACAUUAAACUAUCUUAGGAAUGUGGGAUCCCAUACAGUGUGGUUACUGGUAAACAAUUCACCUACAUUAAACAAUCUUAGGAAUGUGGGAUCCCAUACAGUGUGGUUACUGGUAAACAACUACUGAUAUUGACAGGGACCUAUGUUCAUACAUGUCCAUUAAAAUUCAUAGUUUAAUGAACAAAUUAUAUUGUUAUGUUUAAGUACUAGUUUUUCUUACACAUUCCAAUGGAUGAAAAAUAAUAUUUAGUAAUAUUUACAUGUUUAUUUAAUAUAAUAAAUGCAUUGAAUCUCUGUAUGUAUUUCCUUGCACAUUUAAAACAAAAGCAUUGACCAUUUGAUAAAUAUUUUAAAUAUUACUGAAAAUGUUAUCCCCUGCAGUGAACGUUUUUGCUCUGUGUAUAAGCUACAGCACAGUGGUGCGAAUGCCGAAGCAUGUCUCAGGUUGUUGUUUUUUUUCAGUUGAAGAAGGUAUUCAAGACAUUUUUAAGUUAUGGGCCUUUCAACAAAUGUACCUAUUGUCAGUGGCAAAAAGGUAAACAAAGUUUCAUGUGGAAUUAACAUUUUUUCAGUAAUUUCCAAGGAUGAAGUUUUUGUAUGACGAUCACAAUACCUCAAUUACUAGACUUACUGAAAAUGAUAGAGAGCUAAAGCUCAAAUAAACUUUUUUAAAGACAUACAAAUCUAAUGCAACAUGCAUUGAAAGUGUUUGAAAGAAUUCUUUAUAACAUGUUAUUGUUGUAUGUGACAUUGCAACAUCUUUUCCAAAUAUCUAACAAUUAAAUGCAACCUAUAACUAAAGAUUGCUUAUUAUGUCUCCCCCAUUAUUUGGUCCUAGGUGAGAAAAAAAGUAUAUGAUAUACUUUUGGACUUGAGACCAACAUAUGGGUCAUCAACUGGUCACUUCAAGGUCACUGUGACCUUGACAUUUGACCUUUACCUUUGAUAUACUGGCAUCAAAAUCAAAAUGCAUGACCUAUUGGUAUAUAAAGUAUAAAGUGCCUGGGUGCAAGCGUUCUGUAGUUAUUCUGCGGAAAAUAUUUUUCAGCUAAAAGAUCAUCGCUGACAUAUUGAUUUUCACCUGAUGGUCACCGCGACCUUGACAUUUGACCUUCUGAUACCUAAAUCAAUAGGGGUCAUCAUAUAGUCAUAACCAUCUGGCAUACUUAGUAUGAAGUUCCAGUGUUCUUUUGUUAUUCAGAGGAAACUGUAUUUUUUUCACCACAAGGUCACCAUGACCUUAAACUUUUGACCUACUAACGCAAAAUAAAUAGGGGUCAUCAUGACCAACUGCAUAACAAAUAUGAAGUUCUGAAAUCCAUAGGAUCUUUUUUUAUAGAGCAGAAACAGUUUUAUCAACUCAAGGUCACUGCGACCUUAACCUUUGACAUUUUGAUCUCAAAAUCAAUAGGAUCAUCUACUGGUUAUGACCAACUUGUUUACAAAGUAUAAAAUUCCUGGGUUCAAGUGUUCUACAGUUAUUGAGCGGAAACAAAGUGUAAAAUACAGAUUGAUGGUCAUAGCAUAAACAAUGUCUCCCCAAUAAGGGGUGGGGAGACAUAAUUCUGAGCCCAAAUGCAGCUUAUUCUCAAAACUAAUUAUAGGCAGAGGCAAUACGUUAGGCAGAGCUUUCUUAAAGGUGCAUUAAAUAGGUUGAUGUAUAAGUACUUAUCUAAUUUUUUAUGCAUUAUUAUAUAAAACUGAUCAGACUUAAUGAUCAAAAUAAAAAAUAAAUUGUGUUAAGAUAAAAAAAAAAUACUAGUGAUAUUUGGGCAUUUUUAACAGGGGAAUUUGUUGCCAUGUAGCUAUGAAUUGGAAAAACUAAUAUAUUUAUAGUUUAUCAGUACACACAUCAUAUACCUUUUUUGUUUUGGUCAUAAAAAUAAUAAUGCAUUAAAAUAAAAAAUAACUAGAACUGUAAGCCAAAGGCUAACGAAUACCCCCCAACCCUUCCCUGUCUAGGUUGUUUGCCCUGGCCUUAGUUAUGGUAUCAUUAGAAAGCACAAGGCAAUAAUACAGGUGCACAAAAUCACAUAUACAAAGGUUCACAUCAUGGUGAUGGAUAGCUGAAAGUUUGAGAAAAAUAUAUUGAAAAAUGACAAAGGAGUAGGCCACCAAAGCGAAUAUUGUAACAAAUUUAAGGCCUGUAUGCACCUAACUUCAGGACUUUUGAUGGUCUUUUUAAGGACAAAAUCAAUUAAAGGUCUUUUUAAGGCCAUGCAAACAUUCUGAUUAAUACAGGUGCACCAAAUCACAUAUUCAACAGUUCAUAUCAUGGUCAUUGACAUCUGAAAGUUUGAAAAAGAUUUAUAGAAAAAAUGAGAAAAAAUGACCAAGGAUUAGGCUAGACAAAGCUGUAUAAUUUUUGCCUAUUUUAACUUAUUCAGGGGCCAUAAUUGGAGACAUGAUCAUGUGAUUCCAACCACAAUCACAGGGGCAAAUGUUCUCACCAUGGCUAAAAGUUUGAAAAAGAUUCAUUCAAAAAUGACGAAGGAGUAGGACGAACAAAACUAAUUUUACCCAAUUUAACUCAUUAAGGGGCCACAACUCCACUCAGGAUCAUGUGACUCCCACCAAAUUCAUGGAGGCAAAGGUUUACAUCAUGGCCAUUAAUAUUUGAAAGUUUGAAAAAGAUUUGCUCAAUAGCUUCAAAGAAGAAUCCUGGACAAAGCUAAUUUUGCCCAAUUUAACUCAUUAAGGGGCCACAACUCCACUCAGGAUCAUGCGACUCUGACCAAAUCCACGGAGGCACAGGUUUACAUCAUGGUCAUUAAUAUUUGAAAGUUUGAAAAAGAUUUGUUCAAUAACGACAAAGAUGAAUCCCGGACAAAAAAAAAACGGACGGACAGACGGACGGACAACCCGAUUCCAGUAUACCCCCCCAAACUUUGUUUUGGGGGGUAUAAAAAUAAUUGCUAGAUUUUCAUCUAUAACUACUUUUUAAUGGGGGCAGGGCUGACAUUUGUUUUCAUAGAUGAUUGUUUCACCCUUGGAUAUGUGUUCAAACCCUUUCUAAUUGCUUAAGGGACCAUAUACAUGUGUUUCUGGACAAACCAAUAACACCAUCAUAACAAAUCACCUUUUUUCAGAUGAAUGUUUACAUCAACACAAUCUGGUAUGAAUAAACACCUGUUCCUGACAGUAAUACACAAAUACAGAACCUAGUUCAACAUUUUUUAUUUUAGGUCAAUCAAAUUAAAAUGACAGCAAAAAAACUUGAGGCAGGCAGGGAUAAAAUAUAGCAAUUAAUUUAUAGUCCCCUUAAGACAGUGCAAUAGUACAUGAUUUUUGGCACUGGUCUUGCAUUUGUCUGAAUCACUGCAUUCAAAUAUAAGAUAUAAACAAAG
This is a messenger RNA of Mya arenaria, 6634 nucleotides long. RefSeq lists its product as uncharacterized. The record is from RefSeq and is a predicted model, not a curated record. The transcript has 2 exons. Bases 401 to 2278 code for a protein of 625 amino acids. Lineage: Eukaryota; Metazoa; Mollusca; Bivalvia; Myida; Myidae.